CGUUCUUAUCUGUAUGACUUUCUACUGUCUUGAUUAAAUGAGACCCAAAACUCUCACUAAUUGUACUUCUUCCAAGAUUUUUGAAAAGUUAAACAGAAUUCCCAAUUUGUCCUAAUUUGAUCACUUUAAAAAGUGCCUUGUUGAAUGUUUAGCUUUGCCGAUGAUGUGUUAGAAAAUGUUUGACGUGAGACCGGAUCAGAGAGACGAACGGAUUUAAUCUGAUUACUUUCUCUCUCUCAUCGUGAGAUUAAGGUUAUGAAUAAUCACGCUGACAGGAUUAUUUAGUAGAGUGGGCAAGCAGGAGGAAGGAAAGUGGGAUGGCGGAAAGAGAGAGUAAAAAGAGCUGCAAACGGAUGCGAGAGAGUGAGUGACAACUACAAGUUUGAAAGGGAAAAUUAAUGUAAAAAAAGAAUAAAUUCUGUGAAACCAAGUGGGGAAAAGUUGAGAGAAGAGGGCAUUAACACGUCCCAAAUGACAAAAUUAUUUGGAUGACCCUUAUAUUUACAAUAAUGCAAGUUGUAGUUAGGUUAUGUUGCCGUAACUUUCCAGAAACCACACCUACUGUGAGGUAAUUUAAUGUAAACAAAAUAUGAUGUUCUUUAUGUAUUUGAAUAAAAAAAAUUGCAACUUUGAGAAAAUUUAUAUUUUAGUAAUAAAUAUGCCGUUUUUAUGUCUUGAUUUUUAACAACCAAAACAAAAUAUUUUUUUUACAUUUUAUUGAAAUGUUGCCUCAAAACUACUUUUUUUUUCUGCAAUACAGAAAUGUGUUCUUUGUGAAAUAUUUUAUUAGGUCAGGUUUUUAGGUGAUACAAGUUACUUCAACAAAUUGUUUCUAUGACUUUUUAAAAAAGUUAAACAUAAAUAAAAAUAAAAAUUCCAGAAACAACACCUACUGUAAAAGAAUAAAAUAAAUAAGAAUAAUGUUAACAAAACAUGACGUUCCUUAUGUGUUUGGAUUACCAAAAAAAGUUAUAUUUUAGUCAUAAAUAUGCAAAUAUGUUUUUGAAUGUUGUAAAAAUAUCUAACAAGGUUUUCUUAAAGUAACCUCAAAACUACUUUUUUUCUUCAAAAGUUUGUGAAACGUUUUGUUAGGUCAGGUUUAAAAAAAUGGUUUUUUAUUGUAAAAUAUAUAUAUUUUUUUUAUUUAUUUUUUUACAGUUAGAAAAAAAAUUCUAAUAUUAAUCUGAAGAUAACAUAAAAAUUGUGACGUGCAGUUAAGCUGGUAUUUAAAACAAUAUACAAAUAGAGUUCUAGUUAUACUGAUUUUACAGAUUAACAUGAAUUUUAAAUUCAGAACUGCAAAUCAGUUACUAACAGUACGUAUUACAAGAAAACACUACAGUUUCAUAUUUAGUUAGAUUUUUUCAUGUUGAUUUUUUUCUUUGAAAAUAUUAGUUGGAACUAUGGUUACAAAUAUUGCAAGGGUGCAUGCUAAACACGUCAUAACGUAAUGAAAAAUUAAAACGUUGGAAAGUUUUGAAAAUCGUAUUUGUUAUAUUAAAAUUCCCCGACAUCUGAUGCAUGAAGGACGUAGGGUAAAAACAUUAUCACAACCUUUAAUCACAACCAUUUUGUAAAACGUUUUUGUGGUGGGAUCAUUAAAAUUAGCAUUAGUUGCCAAUUUAAAGUCAAUUGACGCAUAAUUAACACCUACUCCAAAAAAUGAAUAUCCUAUCAUGGUGUUAUAAAAACUAAGUAUUGUCAGGCAGAAAAGAAUAUUGUUGUUUUUUAUUUAGUCACGUUCUGUUAAUUGAAUUAGAACUGAAUGGAUUUAGAAUCAACCACAAUAUGUAGUUAGCAUUUUCGCUUAAACCUUUGAUAAAAAUGAUUAAUUCACAGGGCUUUGUUGACCUGUUAGAAACUCAGAAACAUUACAAACAAACAUGCAUAAGCAGAUUUUAAUAGCAAGCAAAAACAUGUUUGUAUUUUACAUUUUUGUGACAACAACUUAAGGCAAAUACCCUGCAUGAAACAUAUCUUUCUCUCAGACCUGUGGAGGUGGAAAUAUGUGAUUUCUGUGUGAAGGCUUUUUUGUGGUUUUAUUGUUGUUGCAUAUUUUACAGCAUUAGGAACUGUGGGAAAUUUUGACCCUCCAACAGGUCAAUGACAUUGCAAGGUGUAAGCAACGCUGAGAAGUUUGACUAUGUGAUGAACUUUAUGAAGAAGUUGGCUGGAAAUGAGUAUGUGGGUUUCAGCAAUGCAACGUUUCAGUCAGAGAGAUUGUCAGGUGACAGAAACUUUGCCAUUGGUUACUACUUGAAAGAGAAAAAGUGUUUUCCUGAGGGCACUGAUAUGAUCUCCAUCCUGGACCUUUACUUCCAGCUGUGCUCCAUUGAGGUGACCUGCGAGAGUGCCAGUGUGAUGGCAGCUACACUGGCGAAUGGCGGGUUUUGUCCAAUCACGGGUGAGCGUGUGCUGAACCCAGAGGCCGUACGGAACACGCUGAGUCUCAUGCACUCCUGCGGCAUGUACGACUUCUCCGGACAGUUCGCUUUCCAUGUUGGUCUUCCGGCUAAAUCAGGUGUUUCCGGGGGUAUCCUGCUGGUGGUACCUAACGUGAUGGGCAUCAUGUGUUGGUCUCCUCCUCUGGACAAACUGGGCAACAGUGUGCGGGGCAUCAAGUUCUGCACGGAUCUGGUUCAACUCUUUAAUUUCCACAACUAUGAUAAUUUACGCCAUUUUGCCAAGAAACUGGAUCCACGCAGAGAGGGCGGAGAACAACGGGUCAAGUCGGUUAUCAACCUUCUGUUUGCGGCCUACACAGGAGACGUGUCGGCCCUGAGGAGGUUUGCACUGUCAUCCAUGGAUAUGGAGCAAAGAGACUAUGACUCAAGGACUGCACUCCAUGUAGCCGCUGCUGAAGGUCACACUGAGGUUGUGCGUUUCCUCCUAGAAGCCUGUAAGGUGAACCCAGUGCCCCGGGACAGGUGGGGUAACACUCCCAUGGAUGAGGCUAUUCAUUUCGGCCAUCACGACGUGGUAACAAUCCUGCAGGACUAUCACAACACCUACAGCCCCAAGGAGAUCACAGCUGAUGGGGAAAAAGAGACCGCUGAGAAGAACUUGGACGGGAUGCUGUAGACACAAUCUAGUCUCCGCUUUUAAAACAUUACACUCCAGAUUUAUCCCAAUGAGUCUGUGUCUAAAGUAUGCAUUUAAGAAAAGAAAACAUACAAAAAUAAGUGUUUGGCCCCUUUUAACCCCAUUUUGUGGUGUUUGUACUGUAUGUGUAUGCGUGGUUUAUACCGGUAUAACCUAUGUUUAAACUAUGUAAUUUUGUUUUAUCAUACACUCAGAGGAAUGUAGCCUCAUAAAGGUCUUUUUGGUUGUAUCUCCAUGUGAACAAUAUAAAUAGUUAAGAUAUCUCUAAAAAAUAUACCUAUAUAUUGCAUAGUUCAAGUAGGGAUUACACUUUACAAUAAGGUUGUAUACAUUAACACAAUAGUCAACAUUAAAUAACAUUGAACAAUACUUUUACAGCAUUUAUUAAUCUUGGUUAAUGUUCAUUUUUACAUAUACAAAUAUUUUUAUACGUUAGUUUUUGAAAGUUAGUUUUAGUAUUGGUUAAUAGAUUAAUGCAUACAAUUAUGAACCAAUAGGAACAGAGAAAAGGUAUAUUUAUAAAUUAACAUCCAGAUAAAUAAAUGCUGAAAGAAAUGAUAACAUUUUUGAAUAUAAUAUUUAAUGUAUUAACAAAUGGUAAAAUAUUAAGCCUUAUUGUAAAGUGUUACCCAUGUACAUUUCAUGUACGAUUUGAAAACCUUUUUGGGGGUUUGUUUUAUAAAAGCAUAAAGAUGUCAAAUAGAUAUUUAAGAAAAGAUAGCUAAGAAAAAGCAGCUUUAAGCAGGACUGGAAGGGGUAGCAGUUACAGGGAUGUGUAAUUCUAAUUUCCCUUUUUAACUUUAUUUUUUUAUUAAUAUUUAUUUAAAAUAUUGUCUACUUGGUCUUACUUUAACAUCAGCAUGAAAAAGAGUAGUAGGUCUGUAUGCCAUUAUUGAUUGUUUAUCAUCUUGUGAAUAUGUUCCAAAUAUGACAAAGUUCUUUGAUUGUCAAGAAAUAUUUGCACUUAUUUUAUAUAUUUAUUCAUUUAUUUGUUUGUUUGUUUGUUUGUAAUUAAAUUAAUUUUAAGCUUUGGAAAGACCACUUCUAUAGCUGUCUGUUUGUCCAACUACCGGUAUUUUCUGAACUUUCAAAGCCAUAUCACCUAUAGGUAUUUACAGCUGUGCCACCUGCUCUGUACUAUUUUUGGGAGUAGCAUACACCCCCUUAAAGCAGCAGAUUCUCUGGGAGAGGUGAUUACUGCUUUUGGAAAAUGUCAUGAGGCAUCAGUGUAUUACUCCCUGCUAAUUCAGAGUCUGGGGGACGGAGCUUUAACUUCUCUGAAGAGAUUAUGGGAGAAAGAUUUAAACUUGGCAUUGGAGGAGGGAGAGUGGGCUAGGAUUCUAAAAAACGUCAAGUCUGCAUCUAGAGAUGCAAGCCUUAUGCAAUUCAAGAUUUUACAUCAAUUCUAUUGGACCCCCUCUAGAUUGUAUAGGCUUGGUCUUAGACACACCUACCUGCUGGCAAUGCCAAUCAGAAGAUGGAGACCCAACCCAUGUUUUUUGGUGGUGUGUUAAGAUCCAAGAAUUUUGGUUGAAGGUUCAGAGUUUUAUGUGUGUUGUAUUGGGCACUCAAAUUUCAUUUUGCCCCAGACUCUGUAUUUUAGGCGAUGGGACGUUCAUCAAUAUAGGGGAUGAAAACAUACAAAAUUGGCAGUUCUUGCUGGUGUUAUGAUCGGCAGACAGAUUGUUUUAAGGGGAUGAAAGUCGGCUGGAGCGCCCUCAUUUCAAGAGUGGUGCACAGAGAUGGGGAGGGUGACGGCUUUCAGGGAAGUGUCAUCUAGAAGGCUGGGGAACUUGAAUACGUUUGAUGGGAAAUGGGGCAGCUAUUUGGCAUUCUUGGAAGGCCCUCAGGGAGGGGCAGUGGAGAGAGAAUUACAAUUUUAAAUGUGUGUGAUAUUUUUUUUUAUUUUUUUUUUAUUUAUAUAUAUAUAUAUAUAUAUAUAUUAUGUGUGUAUAUACUCAUGUGUGACCACAGGGAUGUUUGUUGAGGGUCAGGGUGGGGUUGGGGAUUGGGAGGGGUAAUAGUGGGAGUUAAAGGUUGAUUCUGUGAAUAUAUGUUUUGCUUUUCUUUGUUAAAUGUUUGAAUCAAUAAAAAAUGUUAAUCAGAAAAAAAAAAUCAUAUCACCUAAAAAACAAAAUUUUUCUGAACUUAAGCAAACAUUAAAUCUUACUGGAUAAUUAUUUGUAAUACCAACACUAAGUUUUCCAGAAACUCUUGUUCAGACAACAAACUCCAUGACGCUUCAAAUGGACUUCAUCUCUGCAAUUAGACAAACUCGUUUUUGCAACAAAACUAGCAACUAACUAUUGAUAAAAUCAUGUGUGACAAUGGCUUAUGUAAUUAUCAUGUUGUGUACAUAAACCAAGCAACAAUUUUUAUAAAUUUACUGUUUUAAUUGUCAGUACAUGCUUUAGUAUCAAUACUGUACAAGUGAAGUUAACGGUUAAACAGUAAAUGCACUGGUUAUAACACUGACUGAUUUGGUGCCACCAGCUGUGUACAUUUGCAUUAAGUCCCUCUGGAGAUGGAUGGUUUCAUUACUAUAAGCACACGUUCUAUGCAGACAAGCACACUUGGUAUUACUAAAGAGGUGGUGAGAUAAGAAGCUAGAAGGGUGAAUCUGUCGAUAACCUGCCAAGAACAUUUUCAGAUAAUGCUUUACCCCAAAAUCAAAAGAAAAGACAUUUGAAAUGUUCUUGGCAGGUUAUCGACAGAUUCACCCUUCUAGCUUCUUAUCUCACCACCUCCGAUUUGUUCUGAUACUUAGCAUAUUUGCAAAGAUAAAUGAAGUGAUAUUUAUACACAACUUCCCUGACUCACAAUAACAAGUUGUUUAUAUUUGAUGAAUUAAGUUCUGAGGUAACAACAGCAUUAAUAUGAACUUAAAGGAAUAAUUCACCCAAAAACAAGAAUCAUGUUGUUCCAGUUAGGGGCUGACAGCCUCGAUCACCAUUCACUUUCACUGCAUCUUUUUCCAUACAAAAAUGGAUGCUGACUCCAAACAUUUGCCAAACAUCUCUUUAUGAGUUGCACAGAAGAAUUUCAUACAGGUUUGGAAUAAUAUGGUAAGUAAAUGACUGAAUUCUCAUAUUUGGGUGAAUUAUGUUUUUGUUUCAGAUGACAGCAAGUAUACAGUGUUUUUCAAGACAUUUCUCAACGUUAUAAUAAAACAAAGGACUG
Molecule: messenger RNA, 6282 nt
Organism: Myxocyprinus asiaticus (Chinese sucker)
Lineage: Eukaryota; Metazoa; Chordata; Actinopteri; Cypriniformes; Catostomidae
Product: glutaminase kidney isoform, mitochondrial-like
Exons: 12
Coding region: 2104-3081 (325 amino acids)
Biological process (GO): L-glutamine catabolic process
Molecular function (GO): glutaminase activity; protein binding
Source: RefSeq, a predicted model, not a curated record